Messenger RNA from Capronia coronata CBS 617.96, 1836 nucleotides. RefSeq lists its product as uncharacterized. Gene Ontology annotation, biological process: transmembrane transport. The record is from RefSeq and is a predicted model, not a curated record. Lineage: Eukaryota; Fungi; Ascomycota; Eurotiomycetes; Chaetothyriales; Herpotrichiellaceae. Bases 1 to 1836 code for a protein of 611 amino acids. Gene Ontology annotation, molecular function: myo-inositol:proton symporter activity. The transcript has 10 exons. Gene Ontology annotation, cellular component: membrane.
AUGGAGAAGAAAACCUCUCCAGAGAUCUUCGCCGACGUCUCCCACCAUGAGAGGAAGGUCGCCCCUGAGGCUACGGGUGGGCACCGCAAACAUGCUGCUCUCAACAUCGUCGAGAACCCCCUGAAGCGGAGCACCCCAGAGGAGACCGUCGCCAAUGCGCGGGCUUUUGCCGAGUCGCAUGGGCUGGCCGAGCACGCCGCUCUGCUUGGGCGCGCUGCUCUCGUUGCGCGUGACCAAGAGAGGUUCGAGACGGUGGCCGAGCUUGACGACGAAGAGCGCGCUGCACUCAUCUACGAGAGAGACCACAAAUGGCACGGCCCUGCCAUGCUCUGGUACUCGAUCUCCUUGUGUGCCGUCGGAGCAGCCACGCAGGGAUGGGAUCAGACGGGAUCCAACGGCGCCAACCUGUCCUUCCCACAGGAAUUUGGCAUCGAUGGUCCUGGAAAAGACGAGUGGAUUGUCGGAAUCAUCAAUGCCAUCAUUUUCUUGACCGCCGGUCUUAUCGGUGCUUUCAUCGUCGACCCUCUCAACCACUACUUUGGACGAAGAGGCGAGAUCUUCAUCACUGCCUGCUGUCUCACCGCGACGCCCAUCGGAUCCGCCUUCGCGCAAUCAUGGCAAGGACUCUUCGCUGCCCGGUUCGUCAUGGGUAUCGGUAUCGGUGCAAAGAACGCAACGGUGCCCAUCUACUCUGCGGAGAUGGCGCCGGCUAGGAUUCGAGGUGCCCUGGUCAUGUUCUGGCAACUCUGGGUCGUGGCUGGUAUCUUCCUAGGUUUCUGUGCCAACGUCAUUGUCAAAGACACUGGUGCCAUAUCCUGGCGCCUGCAACUCGGUUCGGCCUUUAUCCCUUCGUUCAUCCUCAUGAUCGGCAUCUUCUUCUGUCCCGAGUCACCUCGUUGGCUCAUGAAGCACGGCAAGCACGUACAAGCCUUCAAAUCGAUGAAGCGCUUGCGAGCCCAUCCCAUCAUCGCCGCCAGGGACUACUACUACUCGUGGGUCAUCUACGAGGUGGAACUUCGAGAGGCCGCUGGUGAAGGCUAUUUCGGCCGUCUGUGGGACUGUUUCGCCGUGCCUCGAAUCAGGCGAGCCAACUAUGGUGCCUCGACCGUCAUGAUUGCCCAACAGAUGUGCGGCAUCAACAUCAUUUCCUUCUACAGCUCAACAAUCUUCGAAGACGUCGGCUACACGGCUACUCAGGCCUUGUAUGCGUCUCUGGGCUAUGGAGCCGUUCAAGUCGUUUCCACGAUCCCCACUCUGUUCCUCAUUGACACCAAAGGUCGAAGAACCUUGACUUUGGCAACCUUCCCACUCAUGUGCAUCUUCCUAUUGGCCGCUGGUCUGUCUCUUCUCAACACAUCGGGUAGCCGGGGCGAACAGAUUGGACCGGUUGUCUUAUUCGUCUACCUCUUCACCAUCUGCUACUCUCUGGGUGAAGGCCCUGUCGCUUUCCAAUACUCCGCCGAGGUGUUCCCUACCAUCCAGCGAGAGCAAGGAAUGGCUUGGGCCGUCUGCAUCAACAACACCUUCGCUGGUAUCCUCAGUUUGACCUUCCCUCGAAUGAAGACCGUCAUGACCCCCACGGGAGCUUUCGGGUUCUAUGCUGGACUCAACCUGAUCGCCUGGUUCAUGAUCUUCUGUUUCGUUCGAGAGACCAAGCAGCUCACCCUGGAAGAGCUGGACCAGGUCUUUUCGGUGCCCACGAAAAGUUUCAUCUCCUACGAGCUGCGGGUCUGGCUGCCUUACUUCAUCAAGCGACACAUCUUCCGACAGAACAUCUCCAAGCCGCCGGCGAUCAUCGAAAGGGCCAAGGAUUCCGAGGUUACCCUUGAAGGGUAA